This is a messenger RNA of Colletotrichum acutatum, 1383 nucleotides long. RefSeq lists its product as uncharacterized. The coding region runs from base 238 to 1194 and encodes 318 amino acids. The record is from RefSeq and is a predicted model, not a curated record. NCBI's taxonomy places the organism in Eukaryota, Fungi, Ascomycota, Sordariomycetes, Glomerellales, Glomerellaceae. The transcript is spliced from 2 exons.
UUCGAUACAGUGUUUCGAAUACGAACGACUUAGUCACGGAAAGUGACAAGAGAGGGUUCCUGCUUUUAUUAGCCUCCAGCGCAGGCCUGCAAAACUUCAACUUCCAGUCUACAAGCUGGCCUUCGCCCUGCCUGCCGGAUUUAUCAAAGCCGACCUCAUUAGGGCUUCUCAAACGCGUGGAAUUAAUGCGGAUUGUGACGACUAAGCACCUGAGAGUGCCAAUGGUCGCAUUUAAAGAUGGCAUCCAAAGGCACAAUCGCUCCAAUGCCAGUCAUCCGCGAGGAGGAGGAUUGGGAAGAUGCCUCCUCCUCGUCGGAUGACGACUACGACGAAGACGAGGACGAAAACCUCGAUCCGCCGGAGGACCUGCUCCUCCCCCACGAGAGGACUCGCCCGCCUUCUCCUCCCGCUCACUCGGCCCGACUCCGCCUCAUCUACCACUCGAGGGCGUGGGAGACGCAGGUCUACAUGCUGAAGGAUGGCAAGGCUCUCAAGGAGCGAUCCUCCUACCAGAAGUUGAGCGAGGGAUUUUUCGCCGCCGACGAAUUUGCCACGCUCCUCAGCCACUGGUCCAACGCGCUCCACGAGCAAGUCCAAGAGAUCCUAGGAGACGACCACCCCUACCUCUCGCGCCUCGUACUCCCGGCCGCGCCGCGCCAAUUCAAGCUCAUCAAAGGCAUGGACGGCUCCAGCCACCUUCCCGAUCAGCUCAUCGAGCCGUUUCCCGAAAUGCAGGGCAGACUCGUGAUGCAGAGAAUGCGACCCAUCAAGCCGACCAUCAUCCGCAUUAUCAUCGACCGUACCGUCGGCCGCGACUUCCAGAAAGAGGCCCUUAUGAUGCCAGAGAAUUACAACCUCCAUCCGAAGAUCUGGCUUGGCUUGGUGCAGCCCCCCGAGGUCAGAGAGAUGCUCAAAGAACACCCGAACCUUGCUACGCGACCAGCCUACCUCGACCAGCUCCUCAAGUUCAUCGGUCGCCCCGGCGUCCUCGAGCUCGCGCGCAAGAUGGGUACCGCGCUCGCCAUUAUUCACCACGAUCUACAGAAGGACGCCCGUAACGUCAAAUUCCGGCUGGCGUACGAUCCUAUGCAGGACAAGCCGCAGCUCUGGGUUUGCGGAUUGGGAAACAUGGACGAUUUGGCAACCAAUGGGAACGACGACGGCUUCAUGGGAGAUCCGGCUGGAUACAUCUAGGAGAACGAGCGGUUCUUCCCGCGACCUGGCGUUGGCCCUGGUAUUUUUGACGCGUUCUGGGCGGCAUACUUGAUUGUCAGCGAGGCUAUCAUUCAGUGGAAGGAGGACAUUGCUCCGGAGGGAUCAUAUCGGGAUCAGGAGUUGAGGAAGUUGCUCAUGGAGGUUUUGGUCGCGCGUCUCAAGACGCUU